UAUCUGGUAGCCCAUUUGGACCAUUAAUCAUCCGUAUUCCGACGUUCUGUAUUCCCAGCUGUCUAGAAAAGGCCAAUUUCGAACAUUAACUAUCUGCUUCAGAAACGCAUUUUUCUAAAAGUACCAAGUACGCAAAGAAAUCGUUGGUUAUUGUCCAAAGAUCAAAUCUUUUUUUGUAUUGGUGAUCGCAGUUGACCGGGCGGAAUUCUUGUUCCCCGGGGAUAUGGAUAUUUGGGAGAAUUUAUCCAAGGCUGAGUUGCUGAACCAACAAAAGGAAGAGACCCUUCAAAAUUUGAUGGGUUUCGUGAAGUCCGAAUGGAAGGAUUUUGAGGAUCAGUUAAUAUCGUCCAAGACCUGCUUGACUGAAUGGUUAAGUGAAGAGGAACUGAAGUCGGAUGAGGAAUGGAUCCGGGUAAAAUGGGUUGAUAAAGGGUACAAGAUUUUGAGGGGUAUCGGAGAAGAUAGAGAUCGAGAGGGGUCUGUUUGAAAUAAUUUAAGACUCUGUAGAUGAAAAGAUGAAGGAUUUAGUUUUUCAAGAAGAGCAAAUCAAGGGUUUGUGGGAAAGAGACAAAAGGGAAUUCAGAUCUCUGGUGAAAUGUUUGGAGGAGAGGGAAAUUCAACUAGAAUCGAAGGAGAGUCUUCUCCAGGGAAGGGAAAAGGAGGUGAUUGAAAAGGAGAAUGGUGUUAAAUCAAGGGACAAAGUUUUGGACGAAAGAGAAAGUAACCUCGUUGCAGAGGAAAAGGUUUUGGAGAGAUGGAAAACUGAGCUUAGUAUCAGAGAAGGAAUGGUAGAUAGAAAGGAAAAGAUCAGGGAAUUCAAUAUUGGACUUUAGAGAAAAAGUUUUGAUGCUACUGCAGAAGGCAUGGACAUGGAUAAGGAUGACAGGAAUUGUAGGAGUAGUUUUAAAAGAAGUUGUAUUGAUGGAAAGAUCAAGGAAGAAAAUGUAGGCUCAUGAUUGCAUCACUGUGAUUUCGGAUUGCAACUUCAUCUUGAAUCUCCUCCUCCUGGAACUUCCAGGUUUCUUUUUUUACAUAUGCAGGUUGAAAAUCUGAAAUUUUUGAAACUUUUAGCCUUCUUUUGCGUGUUUCUGCUUAGACUAGCAUCAGUGCAUCACUGUAAAUUCGGGCGUUCCUAACUUCUUACUCAGAUGCACGACUUCUUCAUUGCUUUAUUAUCUAGGAAACAUGAACAUUUGCAGUUUCCUUCGUAUUCAUUUUUGUUUUUGUGCUGAUGUAAAGUGCUUUGCUAUGAUGCUGAAAUUGUUAAUUUGACAGUCUACUAGCCGCCCUACACUAAUUUGAUAUCCGGGGUCGAUGAAUUCCGAAAUUCCUUCAACACAGGAAAUCAUCUUUCAUCUAGAGCAGUAAUUAGUCUUCUUCAAUCCUUUGUCAACUCAUAAUUUCUGGCGCCGAACAUUUUCAGAAUUACUGGGUAAUGACUCCUCAACCGACUUCGAUCCUUGUUCUUUCAUUUUGUGCUCAUUCAAGCAUUUUCUCAAACAGGUCUCUGCAGACUUCAAAUGACGCUCACAAUCCUUCGAUUCCAUCAUCAACAAAUCCAACGCACCACAAACACUAGCUCUCUUCUCUCCAUUCAGCAACAUGGCAUCAGAUAACUUUACCCAGAUUAUCCAUCUAUUACAGACCAUGAAUUUCACCUUGAUUUUUCAAAAAGAAAGAGGAGACAAAAAAGAUUUGAUCUUUGAACAACGUUGACGAGUUUCUCUGUUUUUCAGCUCUGUUUUUGGUGAGAUGAAAAAAGGGCUUUUUCUUCUGAAAGCUUAAAGCUAAUCGAUUUCUGCUGAUGAAGCUUUGAUCAGAUGAGAAGAAUUGAGUUCAGUGAUCAUUUUACAGUCAGUUCCUUCAACAAAACAAACCCUAAAUUUUGUAACAGUUGAUAAUUGAUAAGGUUAAACGUUGUUUUUUUUCCUGGUUAAAAAGCAAUACUUAUAUUAACAUUAGGAAACAUCCGAUAAUAUACAAGUCCCUGAACUUCUGAAAUCACGGUGUAAUAGUAGAGUUAAGGCUGUCCAUCGGGUCAGAAAAUUGGGUAUUCGGGUAUUCUGAUUUCGGUCAUUCGAGUGUUCGGGUUCAAAAGGUUUCACCCGAUCGCCAAACUCAAGUUCAUUCAUCCAUAACCGAUUGACUAGGUCGGGUGUUCGCGUUUUCGGUCGGGUAUUCAGGUGAAAUGAAACCCCCGAUGCUUCUCUCUCAUGGUACCUGAAGAAUCGGAAGAAGAAGAAGGAAAGGAGCGUACCGAUGCAACUGAAGAACUUGAAGAGAAAAGCAAGCCUCAUUUCAAUUUAAUUGUGCAUGGAAACACAAUUUCAUCUCAUGGGUGCGUGGAAGUAAGUCGAGGAAGCAGACCCAGUUCGAUUAUGUGAAGGUAGAAGCUCAAUUAAAACUAUACAAAAAACAGAAAUGACCGGCCGAUCUUAUGAGCAUUCUAAAUAGAAUCUUAUAACUAAUUAUUGCUAAGGUAUUGGAAAUGGUGGAAAGCUUUUAUCUUGUUAAGGGAAUUGGAGGAAAUGGUUCCAAGGAUGAUGACGUGGCCAUAAUUGCAUAACCAGAGCAGAGGAAGAUGAAAUUUUGUCGAAGGGGGAUGAUGAAGGCGAUGAAAUUGAUGCUAAUAAUGAAGUGACGAAUGAUGGAGGAGGAGAAAUUGGAGAUUGACAAUGAGGGAAAUAAAGUGUUGAAAGAAAACCUAAUUUAUUGAGUUUGGAUAGUUCGGGUGGAUAUGAAAUUGCCCGAUAAUAGUCACCAAAUUAAAUACAUUAGUUCAAUUUUACCAUACAGCAACCGAUAUACCAAUUCAACUCAAAUCGAAAAACUAAAGUUACGUUCGGUUCGGUCGGGUCUCGGUUGACCCGACCCAAUGAACAGGCCCAAGUAGAGUUAUAAAACUAGGGGCCACAUCAAAAAAUUAUAGCCUUCUAUCUAACCCUUUACUAGAAGAAUUAUAAAAUAGGAUUAAA
Molecule: messenger RNA, 2975 nt
Organism: Oldenlandia corymbosa var. corymbosa
Lineage: Eukaryota; Viridiplantae; Streptophyta; Magnoliopsida; Gentianales; Rubiaceae
Source: the annotation of a GenBank genome assembly